CUGACAUUGUUUCCUGAAUUGUGGCUAUGUGUCUUCACAGGUGCAAGGAAACUGAAUAACUACGGUCACAGUGGGUGUAUCUACUGUGUUCAAAAGUUUUUUUUUCUGGUCAUGGUUGAAGUUGAGAGAAAAUGUCAGCUUUCUGUAAAGGAGGAAAUGCGGGAGAAACUGUCUACAUGUCGGGAUCUGCUGCAUCCAUCAGUGACAGAAGAUUGCUCUCCAUCAGACCAAGCUAUGCAGUCUUUAAAACAAGAAAGGGAGCCGUCGAGUCCGAAAGCAGAGCGGAUAUCGGAGAUUUACGACGCCUCGUCAGCCGACACAAUAAUUACUAAAGAUGACGACGACUGGGACGUCAAGUGGAGGGUGGACGUACCCGACCGUGACCCUCUCGAGUUGACACCCGACACUGAGGUGCCAUCCGAUGGUAGUAACCUUGGAGGGGACGCCAGCUUUCCCAAGGUGGAGCUCAGAGAAGACCGUUCGCCGUCCAGUGAUGUUACCGGGGAUCUCACUGCUCCCAAGGAUGAGCUCAGUGAACGUCAGUCGCCCGUCUCCAAAGGUGGCUGCAUUCUUGGCAUUCCUCUGCACCUCAACUCACGCCUGCGGACCCACACGGGAGGACGGCCAAACGGCUGCUCCCUCUGCCCGGCACGGUUUGCAAGUCGAGGUCAUCUUACCAGACACAUGCGGACCCACACGGGGGAACGGCCACACGGCUGCUCCCUCUGCCCGGCACGGUUCGCAGAUCGGUCAAGGCUUACCUCACACAUGCGAACCCACACGGGAGAACGGCCACACGGCUGCUCCUCCUGCGAGGCACGGUUUGCAAGUGGAAGUGAUCUUACCAGACACAUGCGGACCCACACGGGGGAACGGCCAUACGGCUGCUCCCUCUGCCCGGCACGGUUCGCAGAUCGGGCAAACCUUACCUCACACAUGCGAACCCACACGGGAGAACGGCCACACGGCUGCUCCUCCUGCGAGGCACGGUUUGCAAGUAGAAGUGAUCUUACCAGACACAUGCGAACCCACACGGGAGAACGGCCACACGGCUGCUCCUCCUGCGAGGCACGGUUCGCAGUUCGGGCAAACCUUACCUCACACAUGCGAACCCACACGGGAGAACGGCCACCCGGCUGCUCCUCCUGCGAGGCACGGUUUGCAAGUAGAAGUGAUCUUACCAGACACAUGCGAACCCACACGGGAGAACGGCCACACGGCUGCUCCUCCUGCGAGGCACGGUUCGCAGAUCAGGCAAACCUUACCUCACACAUGCGAACCCACACGGGAGAACGGCCACACGGCUGCUCCUCCUGCGAGGCACGGUUUGCAAGUAGAAGUGAUCUUACCAGACACAUGCGAACCCACACGGGAGAACGGCCACACGGCUGCUCCUCCUGCGAGGCACGGUUCGCAGAUCGGGCAAACCUUACCUCACACAUGCUAACCCACACGGGAGAACGGCCACACGGCUGCUCCCUUUGCCCGGCACGGUUUGCAAGUCGAGGUCAUCUUACCAGACACAUGCGGACCCACACGGGGGAACGGCCAUACGGCUGCUCCUCCUGCGAGGCACGGUUUGCAAGUGGAAAUGAAUUUACCAGACACAUGCGGACCCACACGGGAGAACGACCAUACGGCUGCUCCCUCUGCCCGAUACGGUUCGCAGAUCGGACAAACCUUACCUCACACAUGCGAACCCACACGGGAGAACGGCCACACGGCUGCUCCUCCUGCGAGGCACGGUUUGCAAGAAGAAGUGAUCUUACCAGACACAUGCGAACCCACACGGGAGAACGGCCACACGGCUGCUCCUCCUGCGAGGCACGGUUUGCAGAUCGGGCAGACCUUACCUCACACAUGCGAACACACACGGGAGGACGGCCACACGGCUGCUCCCUUUGCCCGGCACGGUUCGCAGAUCGGGCAAACCUUACCUCACACAUGCGGACCAACACGGGGGAACGGCCACACGGCUGCUCCCUUUGCCCGGCACGGUUUGCAAGUCGAGGUCAUCUUACCAGACACAUGCGGACCCACACGGGGGAACGGCCAUACGGCUGCUCCUCCUGCGAGGCACGGUUUGCAAGUGGAAGUGAUCUUACCAGACACAUCCGGACCCACACGGGAGAACGGCCAUACGGCUGCUCCCUCUGCCCGAUACGGUUCGCAGAUCGGGCAAACCUUACCUCACACAUGCGAACCCACACGGGAGAGCGGCCACACGGCUGUCCCCUCUGUCCGGCACGGUUUGCAAGUCGGUCAAGCCUUACCACACACAUGCGGACCCACACGGGAGAGCGGCCGUACGGCUGCUCCUCCUGCGAGGCACGGUUUGCAAGUCGAUGUGAUCUUACCAGACACCUGCGGACUCACACCGGGGAGCGGCGUUAAGGUCGUGUCCGGCUUAUUUCACACUUUGGCGGGACAUAGCACUUCACAUCACCGUCCGCCAUAGGGACCGAACACAGUGUUCAGUAUGGUAGUUCGGUAAAUACAUUACUGACGCCCUUUCCAUGGGCAUCACUGAUCCUGAUCAGCAAAUUUCAAUCGUAAUAUAUUUCUCGAACUUUUCGUUAGAGGGUAAAAUUUAAAGUGGUUGGAGCUUAUAUAUCAGAUUAAUUUAAUAUCAGUAAUAUCAGUUAAUUUCUUAUUUUUAAUUUCAUACAGUGUCUAACUUUACUGGAUUACCUAAUCCGUAUUUAUUGAUCCGGAUCAGUGAUUCCCAUGGGAACGGGGUCGUUAUGUUGUCCUUUGUAGAGAAAUUUGAAAGAUAUACAACUAACUUGAUCGUGAAACGGAUAUGUUUACCUUGAAAAAGUGAAGUGGAUGAUACCAACACUUAAAUAUAGUCGAUAAUACCUGAAUGAGUGUCUGCAUGCCAUUAAUUGGCCGAAUGUUGAUGAAAACAGCGAAAAACUAUAUUCAAAAUGAUGACGUAAUUUAGGCUAGUGACGUCAUAUACAACACAAAGCCACCUUGUGGGAAUGUAGUGAACUACAAGUCGCUUCAAGUUAUGGUGAAUCCUGUGUGUUACAAACAUUACGCGGAAGUUUCGAUAAUUGCGCAAGCGUUUAUGGCUAUUUCUACGCAUUCCUUUCGUUGUAACAUUUUUCUGGCAAUUUUAUUUUAAUUUUGAUUUUGAAACGAACCGAAGUUCGUCCUAGGUAUGGCUCAAGAAGGGUUUGGCAAUGAAACUUCAAUGUGAUAGAUCCAUGAAGAAUAUUGGAUGGAACAGUGGUGAAUCAAAUUUAAAAUUAUCAAUUUGAAUUCGGCGGAGAGCCGAACCUUUUGAAUAUCUAAUUCAAGCAAGGCUGGAAAGAAAAUAGGUGGAAAGAACAGGUUGGAAAGAAAAAUAUGUUCUGAUUUUAACAGCCCGUGACAUCACAGCGAGUAGUAAUAUCUCAAAAUGAAUUAGUGCAUUUGAAUCACUUUUUCUGGAAGUUUUAAACCUGGUGUCAUUCACACUCUUUCUCGCUCUUGGGCGUCCCCCACAGCACGUGUUCUGAGUAAACUCUUUUUUCGCAGAAUUAGAGAUAUGUGUACCGCGCAAACUCCGAGAUGAAUUCAGCGCACAAAUCGGGUGAAUUCUACGCGCGACCUUCCAAAUCGUCUUCAUCACGCUCGGGAGACUCUGGGUUCAUGGCUGGCACCUGUGAUUUCAUUAAACCCCACAGAUAAAACUACCAGGAACCAGGGGCGUCGAGCCUGAGAAGAGGGCUGGCCAUGAAAUCCGGCUUUUUUGCUGGUCACGUGCCCUGUAAAGUGUUCCUCCGGCCAGGCCAGGAGAGUUCCGCUCUUUAUGUGCUAGGUGGAGCCCCGUCUUUUUUGGAAACAAUGUACUCAGUUACAACAUUCAGAGCUGCCACUAUCUAACGCCAGAGCCUAGUCUCCAACACCUGAGCGUAGCGUUCCUUGUUGACGGUGGCCGUGAUGCCUUUCGAUGUUUCGAAGAAAAACGGUCCGAUGAGACAGGCGGUGGACAUAACACAUCAUUACGUCAAUGUGAGAUUGUGCAGCGGGCUCUAUAGCGUUGUGUCCAAAGGGAAUGAAG
Molecule: messenger RNA, 4054 nt
Organism: Amphibalanus amphitrite
Lineage: Eukaryota; Metazoa; Arthropoda; Thecostraca; Balanomorpha; Balanidae
Product: zinc finger protein 271-like
Exons: 6
Coding region: 112-2394 (760 amino acids)
Biological process (GO): regulation of transcription by RNA polymerase II
Molecular function (GO): RNA polymerase II cis-regulatory region sequence-specific DNA binding; DNA-binding transcription factor activity
Source: RefSeq, a predicted model, not a curated record